Blepharisma stoltei is the source of this 456-nucleotide messenger RNA. The record is from the annotation of a GenBank genome assembly. NCBI's taxonomy places the organism in Eukaryota, Ciliophora, Heterotrichea, Heterotrichida, Blepharismidae.
AUGUCAAAGCUUUUGUUGUCUUUGUCUCUUCUUGUCUUCCAGCUGCUCUAUGCUGCAGGCCAAGACCAUUCAGAUCAAAACAAAGGCUUUAUGAACUUCAUCUUUGACCUUAGCUCAUCCGGUAAAAGCCCAGACUCCAUCAAUCACUCGAUCCAAGAAGGCAAUGUCUCUCAUAAGGAUGACAAAGUUGAAGGAAAUGAAGUGAAAUCCGGAGAACUUGACUCAGAAUCACUUACCCAAUUCGCUCAGCAUUAUAUCAAAGAAGAAAAGAACAAUGGGAAAAGUGAUAGCUCGACACAGAACCUCACUAUUGAUGGCACUUCUAGUGAAGAAAAAAGAAAACUAGAAGUAAGUAAAGAAAAAUUAGAGGAAGCAGGCUUAGGUUUCUCCAGCUCAAAUUCUGAGCAAGCUGAAGCUAAUCAUUAUCAAGAUGAAAAAAAACGAGUCAAGAAAUAG